Moneuplotes crassus is the source of this 402-nucleotide messenger RNA. NCBI's taxonomy places the organism in Eukaryota, Ciliophora, Spirotrichea, Euplotida, Euplotidae. The record is from the annotation of a GenBank genome assembly.
UAAACUUGAAAAAUGUAUAAAUACGAAGAGAAGAAGCAUUAUCCAGGAGGUAGUUCAAAAGACGCCAGCAGAAAAUUAAAACAUAUCAGUAAAUAAGGGUCUGAAGGACUUGACUAACAAGACAUCCCAGAUUAAGAGUGACAUUUCUUCAUUGAAGUCAAGAGUAUACUCUCUCCGGUCAGAGAACCAUGCAAAGGCACCGGAAAUUGAAGAGUUAGAGUGGAUGGAUGACUACCUUGCUUCAAAGUAUCAUAAAGAAAAAGAAUCCAAGGUUGCUACUAAAGAGACAAAGAGUCCCUCAGGCCCUGUAAGAGAGAGAAAAGCAGAAAGAAGUUAUAAAGAGUCAGGCAUGGCUUAUAGUGACCUUAAGAAACAGUUUAAUAUGCUCAUGAAAUAAUUUCA